CUGGAACUCUGGAAGUUGAUCAUGACGAUACCCUCUACUUGAAGCUCAAGAAACCCAACUUACAUUUGGUCCGCUUGUAGAAAGACAUCUCCUUCAUAAUCUCUAUAUCCUUCAUCCUAAAGCCAUCAUGGCGGAAUUAAGCUUCUGCAAACAAUUCCUCACCACCCUCGACUCCCGCCCAGCCAAACUGUCCAGCGACUACAUCGCCGAUCCAAAGAAGCACCCGGCACAACCAGCCUAUAUCCUCCCGAAACUCCCCAACCCAAAACGAAAACGAGGAGCGGCCGCCCCAGCCGGCGAUGGUGCCUCGUCAGCGCCAACCUCCAACACCAUCUCCGUGACAUUGACACCGCACCGCACGCCUCCCGCCCCGUUAACGAUCUCCGUCGAGCCGACGGCAAGCGUCCAUGAUCUCAAGGUCGCGUUCGCCAAGCAUGUCGGGCUCGGUGAAGCGGGCGUGUCGAAGGUCAAAGUGCUGAAGGACAAGCGGCCGGUGGGCGACGUGAAGAGCGUAGGGGAGUUGUCGAAAGAUGCAAAGACGCUUGCGCUGGGGAUUAUGGUGUUGGGUGGGAUUCCGGCGCAACCGGUGGCGGAGAAGACGGUCGCGGAGGGGAAGUUCGGCGCCGACGUGAUGAAGGACGAGGCGUUCUGGGAAGAUUUGAAGGGGUUCUUGUCCCAGAGAGUGAAGGAUCAGGCAACGUCAGAGAAAGCCGUCAAGAUAUGGAAGAAGGCAUGGGAGCAAGGGGCUAGGUAG
Molecule: messenger RNA, 754 nt
Organism: Eremomyces bilateralis CBS 781.70
Lineage: Eukaryota; Fungi; Ascomycota; Dothideomycetes; Eremomycetales; Eremomycetaceae
Exons: 3
Coding region: 128-754 (208 amino acids)
Source: RefSeq, a predicted model, not a curated record